AUGACGACGCUUACACACCGAGGACGGCGUGCUGAAGCAGGAAGGAACUCAGACAAGAAGCCUAACAGCGAAGAAGGUGCAGCUGCGGAUGGAGACCUGAAUGAUGACGAUCCUGAUGACUCCAAAGAUAUCCGCCUCACACUCAUGGAGGAGGUGCUGCUGCUGGGACUAAAGGACAAGGAGGGCUACACCUCCUUCUGGAAUGACUGCAUCUCCUCGGGCCUGCGGGGCGGCAUCCUCAUAGAGCUGGCUCUGCGCGGCCGGAUCCGCCUGGAACCACUCUCAAUCAGGAAGAAGAGGCUGCUGGAGAGAAAGGUGCUCUUGAGGUCAGAUGCGCCAACUGGUGACGUCUUGCUGGAUGAGACCCUCCGACACAUGAAGGCCACAGAGUCUGCAGAAACAGUGCAGACUUGGAUAGAGCUGCUCACUGGGGAGACCUGGAACCCCUUCAAGCUGCAGUACCAGCUGAGGAACGUGCGUGAGCGCGUUGCCAAGGCACUGGUGGAGAAGGGCAUCCUCACCACAGAGAAGCAGAACUUCCUGCUCUUCGACAUGACCACCCACCCCGUCAGCAAUGCCACCGAGAAGCAGCGCUUGGUGAAGAAGCUCCAGGAGAGCAUGCUUGAGCGGUGGGUCAAUGACCCGCACCGCAUGGACCGCCGGACUCUGGCUCUCCUGGUGCUGGCCCACUCCUCAGACGUGCUGGAGAAUGUUUUCACCAACCUUGCAGAUGACAAGUACGGUAUGGCAAUGAACAGGACCAAGGACCUCCUCGAUAUGGACCCCGAGGUGGAAGCUGCCAAAGCCAGGGGCACAGAGAUGAUCUGGGCUGUCCUGGCAGCCUUCAAUAAGUCCUAA
Messenger RNA from Merops nubicus (carmine bee-eater), 858 nucleotides. RefSeq names its product golgi phosphoprotein 3-like (gene GOLPH3L). Gene Ontology annotation, biological process: Golgi to plasma membrane protein transport; Golgi organization; retrograde vesicle-mediated transport, Golgi to endoplasmic reticulum. The coding region runs from base 1 to 858 and encodes 285 amino acids. The record is from RefSeq and is a predicted model, not a curated record. NCBI's taxonomy places the organism in Eukaryota, Metazoa, Chordata, Aves, Coraciiformes, Meropidae. Gene Ontology annotation, cellular component: trans-Golgi network; cytosol; Golgi cisterna. Gene Ontology annotation, molecular function: phosphatidylinositol-4-phosphate binding. The transcript has 4 exons.